UAUUAAUCUUAAUAUAAAAUGCCAUUAUCUUUUCUGGCGCAUGCGCUUAUUUUUCGACGAUUAUCGUUCUCUUUCACAUCUUUUUCCGGAAAAAAUAGACAUUGAUAAUAUUAUCGCAGCGGUUUUUGAUCAUUAAGGUCUUAGAAAGAAAGUGAAGUGACACGUACAGACUAUAAAGCAGUGCGUAAUGUAACGAUAAGGGCUAUACUUGUGGUGUGUUUAAAUAUGGUGGAUAACACAAGCACGGAUCACUACGAUUUUCUGGCUCACGUUUUCCAAUCAUGCUUCAUAGCGGUCAUCUCCAUCGCUGGAAGCAUUGGUAAUGCUUUGGUGCUGGUAGCAAUGUGUACGUCGUCGAAACUCCGAAACUGUACGAACGCCUUCAUAGGCAACCUCGCUAUCGCCGACUUCUUCAACUGUUUAGUAUUGCCGAUGAAUAUUGUUGCCAUUGUGUCAGUAGACCUAUGGCCUUUACACGAUGGUGUCUGCAUGAUGUCAUCUCUAGUCCUAAUAACUUGCACCGUCUCGAGCUUCUACUCUCUCGCUUCUGUGGCCUACGUCAGGUACAUUAUCGUAACAAAACCCUCAGCAAAAAUACCUACUCUUGUAAAUAACAAUAUAGCAGCUAUAUUUGUAACCUGUAACUGGAUUGUAUCUCUGACAACCGCGUUUUUACCCAUAAUAUCUGGAAUAGUACAACUUGGGUAUGAUUCUAAAUAUCAUAUCUGUCUGUGGGACACAACUGGACAUGGCCAUGUCAUAUAUUCUGGUAUAUUUGCAAUGAUUAUAAUACCAAUUCCUCUUGGCAGUAUGGCUUAUUUUUACAUUGCGAUUUAUCUAUUCAUUAAAAAAGAAGCAAAGAAGAUAACACCGACUAUGCAGGCAUCGACGCUACAAUUACAAUCUUGUUCUCAGAAUUCUGUUCCUGCUUCUAUUGUAAAUCUUCGAAAGCGAAAUAUUGACGUCACUAAAAAUUUGUUUAUUGUGGUGCUAGCGUUCGUUAUCUGUGCAAUACCACACAGUCUUGCAAUCAUCAUACCAAACACAACCGAUAUUAUACCAUAUACAGCGAUUGUCUUUAAUUGUACGAGUUGUAUCAAUCCGUUGAUAUACGCCAGGAAACUUCCUGAAUACCGACGAGUCAUCAGCCGAAUGUGCAGCUUAAGCAACCCCGAUGCUGUUCACGACAUUUCGCAAUAAGACCAGGCACAUGACAAAAACAAUCUUUUGUAGAACUAAAAUUUUUAAGAAAUAUCAACAUAACAUGUUUGCAAUACCGUAUAUAAUGAUAUUGUGUGAAAGGAAAUAGAAGAGGCAUGAGGUUUGUACUCAAUACGAUACUCAGUAUUAAUUAUAUUGUCUUGUAUGUAUAGGCCACUCACCCAGAAGGUUCUUUGCUUGUGCUCAUACAACACAAAUGCCUAAAUCGGAACAACUUAUUCCUGAGAUACACACCCACACAUUAUAUAUAUACAGUACAUAUAAAUAAAUAUUUCUAGAGUUCUAAACUUAAUCCUACAGAUGCCUAUCUUAACAUUAUUUAGUACCCGGAUGUAAAAGAAUCUUACGACAACAACAAAGCACCGAUGUGAUUAUAGCGAACAUUUCACAAUUUAUACUAACCAAUGGAGAUGUCUGACGUUUGAAUGAUGUUUGAGUGAUGAUUUUUUAUGUCAAUGUAAUCCUCGUAUUUUAAAACUUAUAAUGGUCCUUUGAUGCGCUAUUGUCAAAAAUAUCCUUGACAAAAUUAAUAAUACUUAGCCAGGGAACAAAUUAAUUUACAGAGUUGAUCUGUGCAUUCAGAAGAGAAAGCCUCAUUCAUGUAGAUACAAUUUGCCUAUUUAGGUAGGCAAUAUUUUAUUUUUCAUUUUUGCUCUCACCAUCUAAAUUAUAAUAAAAAUAGAGUCAAGUUGAUCUAUGAGGUUUGUCAACGAAUACGCCUUUAAUCACUUCAUGAUCCAGGGGUUGUGUAGGGGAAGUAAUGGCAUACUAGGUUGUGAGUGGCCCUGGUUCAAGAGUACAGUCGGGGCCCUUCGCGCAUGCAAAUUGACUCUGUCAACUGAGAUGUGUACCACCGAUGGAUUUGGUUUUAGAGUAGGGUCUUAUUUUUAUAAUAUUUUGUCAAUAAAUCUUUGGAUUUUUUUUUUUAAUUUUUAAUUUUUAGAUGUUCUCGGAGGGCAUCUUUGAAGAGCCGGUUAUUAUUUGGACUGACCAUAAUAAUGAUAAGCAUUUCUACUUCUUAUGACCAAAACAAAAAUCACAUUGGCGGUAUUUAUUGAAUUGAUGUUUUUCUUUUUAUCAUAUUAACCAGUGAAAAAUGUCAACAAUUAUCUUGUAUAUUAGUUUCAUUUACUUAAGCUAAAUACAAUGAAAUGGAUCAAACCUGAUUUCAUAGAUUAUGUGAUCAUGUUAAAACACUUAUCCUACAAAUACUUUUUAAUAUUCGUUCACUUAUAAACAAAUGCACGAAUAAAAUUUGAAAAUCCAAAUCAGAUUAUU
Messenger RNA from Anneissia japonica, 2499 nucleotides. Its product is annotated as melanopsin-like. Gene Ontology annotation, cellular component: membrane. The coding region runs from base 226 to 1200 and encodes 324 amino acids. The transcript has 3 exons. The record is from RefSeq and is a predicted model, not a curated record. Lineage: Eukaryota; Metazoa; Echinodermata; Crinoidea; Comatulida; Comatulidae. Gene Ontology annotation, biological process: G protein-coupled receptor signaling pathway. Gene Ontology annotation, molecular function: G protein-coupled receptor activity.